UGCACAUUUGGGACGCGUAGCAGCCUGCUAAUUGGUCGGAAACCUUGUCAGUCACCGGUUACUGCUGCGGUCCUCCUUCAGUCUACCGUGCUCUGCAAGCUGCGCUCUCUGGCGGCUCCACAGCACCGACGCUAGCAGAGAGAAGCCGCGCAUGAUCCCGAAACACAAUGCUGUUUGGGUCUUAGAGCGCCUCUGUUCAUCCGCAAAGGAGAAAAAGAACAGGGAAAAAUCUACCUACACGUACUGCGAGCGAGAGAGGCACACCGACCGCAGGAAACGUCAAAUCUGGGAAAUAAAUUAAAUAAUUGUUGGACGAGCAGAGAACAAGAAAGGAUUGCGCUAUUUUUGCGUUAUUAACAGCACUUAGGUUGUACAGCAAUCUUUAUUUUCUUCAACCUUAAAAAUGUCAUCGUCUGGUAAAGACAACAGCGGUGCUCAUGCUAAUUACGUGGGACCAUAUCGUUUGGAGAAGACGCUCGGGAAAGGACAGACAGGUCUGGUGAAGCUGGGCAUCCACUGUGUCACAUGUCAGAAAGUUGCAAUAAAGAUUGUCAACCGGGAGAAACUCAGUGAAUCUGUUUUAAUGAAGGUGGAGCGGGAGAUUGCCAUUCUGAAGCUCAUCGAACACCCUCACGUUUUAAAGUUGCACGAUGUCUACGAAAAUAAGAAGUACUUGUACCUGGUUCUAGAACACGUGUCCGGAGGAGAGCUUUUCGACUACCUGGUGAAGAAGGGGAGGCUGACGCCCAAGGAGGCGCGGAAGUUCUUUCGGCAGAUCAUAUCGGCGCUGGAUUUCUGCCACAGUCACUCCAUAUGCCACAGGGACCUGAAGCCAGAGAACCUGCUGUUAGACGAGAAGAACAACAUCAGGAUAGCGGACUUUGGCAUGGCGUCCCUGCAGGUUGGGGACAGCCUGCUGGAGACCAGCUGCGGAUCUCCUCACUACGCCUGUCCAGAGGUCAUUCGGGGGGAGAAGUAUGACGGCCGUAAAGCUGACGUGUGGAGCUGUGGGGUCAUUCUCUUCGCACUCUUAGUGGGCGCCCUGCCGUUCGACGACGACAACCUGAGGAACCUUCUGGAAAAAGUGAAGCUGGGCGUGUUCCACAUGCCGCACUUCAUCCCGCCCGACUGUCAGAGCCUGCUGCGGGGGAUGAUUGAGGUGGACGCCGGCAAGAGGCUCACGUUAGAGCAGAUCCAAAAGCAUGUGUGGUACAUAGGGGGCAAGAAUGAGCCGGAGCCAGAGCAGCCCAUCCCGCGGAAGGUGGCCAUCCGCACCCUGCCCUCAGCGGAAGACAUCGACCCUGACGUGCUGGAGAGCAUGCACUCACUCGGCUGCUUCCGUGACAAAAACAAACUGAUGAAGGACCUGCUGUCGGAUGAUGACAACCAGGAAAAGAUGAUUUACUUCCUGCUCCUGGAUCGAAAGGAGAGGUACCCGAGCCACGAGGACCAGAACCUCCCACCUCGUAAUGACAUAGACCCCCCCAGGAAGCGUGUGGACUCUCCCAUGCUCAACAGGCAUGGCAAGAGGAGGCCGGAGCGCAAGUCCAUGGAGGUUCUGAGCGUGACGGACGGGGGCUCCCCGGUGCCCGUACGCCGGGCCAUCGAUAUGGCGCAGCACGGACAGAGCUGUAAUAAGACUGUGUUCAGUAAAAGCUUGGAAAUCUCUGACGCCAAUUCCAAAUACAGCAAAGAAGAAAGGUCACGGUCCAUCAGCGGAGCCUCCUCUGGCCUCUCUACCAGCCCGCUGAGCAGCCCUCGGCCUGUCAGACGCUUUUUUGUACCCCCUCAGUCCCCCGAGCUCUCCAGCCCCACCCUCUCCCCAGAGCCCUGGCCCAAUCGGACGGGCUCGCUCACGCCAACCUCCUUCCGGCCAAAAAUGGGGUCCCUGUUGCCCAAUCCCAAGACCCAGACCCUUCCAGCCAAACCCAAAGGGUCUGGCAAACCCCUGCAGUCGACCCGAUCCAACCCGCUGCCUAACUCCGAGGGAAACCCCUUCACCCCUCCUAAAUCCUUGCCCUCCUCCCCCUGCCAGCAGCACCCUCCCUGUACCCUCAGGAGCCCCCAGCUGCGCCGGCCGCCCCUGGCGAUGCCCCACCAGCUGUCCGCUCCCUUCUCCCCGGUGGUUCCGCCGUCCCCCAUCCGGCUGCACCACUUCCACCCGGUGCCCCGCAGUGACCGCAACCCCAAAUCUAUCCCCAUCAUCCAGGUGACCCCCCAUCCCUCCCCCAGGGGGAGCCCCCUCCCCACUCCCAAGGGAACUCCUGCGCACACGCCCAAAGAGAGCCCGGCGGGCACGCCCAACCCCACGCCGCCCCCCAGCCCCUCCAUCGGGGGCGUGCCCUGGAGGACGCGCCUGCACUCCAUCAAGAACAGCUUCCUGGGAUCCCCACGCUUCCACCGCAGGAAACUGCAAGUUCCUACACAAGAGGAAAUGUCCAGUCUCACACCAGAGUCUUCCCCCGAACUUGCCAAAAAAUCCUGGUUUGGUAAUUUCAUCAGCCUGGAGAAAGAGGAGCAGAUCUUUGUGGUCAUCAAGGACAAGCCUUUGAGUUCCAUCAAAGCGGACAUCGUGCACGCCUUCCUCUCCAUCCCCAGCCUCAGUCACAGUGUGAUCUCACAGACGAGUUUCCGGGCAGAGUACAAGUCCACCGCCGGGCCCACGGUGUUCCAGAAGCCCGUCAAGUUCCAGGUGGACAUCACCUACACCGAGACCACAGCUGCCCAGAAGGAGAACGGCAUCUACUCGGUCACCUUCACGCUGCUUUCAGGUCCGAGCCGACGCUUCAAGCGGGUGGUGGAGACGAUUCAGGCGCAGUUGUUAAGCACACACGACCAGCCCAGCGUACAACAGCUGUCUGGCAGCCCGUUGAGUAACUUCUUUGACGUAAUUAAACAACUUUUUGCAGACGAGAAGAACGGCCAGGUGCCCCACCCGCCCGGCACACCCGCCACGCCCAACAAACACCCCGCAAACAGCAGGAGGCAUGAACCAGAGGCCAAUGACUUGGGCCCUAAAGGGGACUCUAAUUGCCAAUUGGGCCGAGACAAAGCAAAGAUGGUGGCAUCUGUUGGCGACACAGGAGGAAGCUUAAAAACAGAGUUAUAACUAGAUUAAAACGACCCCUUCCUAAAAUAACCCCUUCCUCGUAGCACAUGUGCAGAAAAGCUUGUGGCGUCCACUGCUUCAUUGUAAAUAUUAAAACUACUUUUUGGAAAUUGUGUAUAGACAUACUUUUGUAUGAUGGAAUGACUGUAUAUAAAAUAUAAAUGAACUUAAUAUUUUACGAGCUGCACAUGCUGGCACACACCAGUCCUGUCCCUUCUCCUUCCCCUCCUCCUCCUCCUGUUCCCUGCUUCCCAGUCCAAAAAAAGAAAAACCCAAACAUUUCUACCCAGGUGUUUUUGUAUUUUUGUCUCUCGCGCUGCUCAUCUGUGUGGUGACCUGCAUUGUCUCCAGCAGGAAUAAUCCAGAGCACCUGUUAAGCUCCGCCUCCUGCCCUGCCCCGCCCCCGGAGUGUGGGAUGGAUAUUUGUUGACAGAGGAACUUUUUGAGGCGAGAAAGCGAUUUGCCAUGGAGACAGACCCUUCAUCCUGACUUGAUACCCCAACCUCCCCAACCAGUGCUCCUCCAGAAUGAAGUCCCAGCUGUUUCUACCCUUUCCAAACCCUGCACCCCCCCCCUCCC
Molecule: messenger RNA, 3688 nt
Organism: Anguilla rostrata (American eel)
Lineage: Eukaryota; Metazoa; Chordata; Actinopteri; Anguilliformes; Anguillidae
Product: serine/threonine-protein kinase BRSK2-like
Exons: 20
Coding region: 404-3109 (901 amino acids)
Biological process (GO): intracellular signal transduction; protein phosphorylation; microtubule cytoskeleton organization
Cellular component (GO): cytoplasm
Molecular function (GO): tau-protein kinase activity; ATP binding; protein serine/threonine kinase activity
Source: RefSeq, a predicted model, not a curated record